AUGAAGCCACAUGAGGUUUCCCUCGGUCUCUCGCUGGCUUACUUUCACGAGUUCGUCGCAGCCCAUGGAGGCCGAACCGCGUUUGAAGACCUCUCGACGGCCAACGUGUGCACUCGAUUCGUCAUGCCGACGACAGAACUGUCCAAAUUGUCGUUGGUGGACCAUGUUCUCGCCCAGCCAGGUGGAGACAAGUUUGCCAAGCCAGCGCAGUGGCUCAUCAGCCACUCGUGGUCGUACAAGUUUCUCGACGUUGUCGACGCCAUCGACAACUUUUGCCACGAACACGCGCUCGACAUGGACACGUCGUUCUGGUUUUGCAUGUUUGCCAACAACCAACAUGCCAUUGGCGAGCCCACGGUCAUGUUUGAUGUGUUUUUGCACGCUUUUCGGACGGCGCUGGCAGACACGGGCAAGAUGGUGAUGGUGCUGAGUCCGUGGCACGACCCCGCGACACUCAAGCGGACGUGGUGUGUGUACGAAGUGUACUUGUCGAUCGUGCUGAACGCUCGCUUUGAAGUCGCGAUGGGGAAAACGCAGCAGGCGGCGUUUCUCGACGACAUUCAUGAACUGGAAAGCAUCAACCGCAUGCGGGCUCAAGUGAACUGCAAGCACUCGUCGACGACUGUACCGAGCGACCGCGACCACAUUUUCAAGCUGAUUGACGACACGGUUGGCGGCACCGACAAGUUGGAUCGGUUGGUCUUUGAAGUGAUGCAAACUUGGGUGCUCCAAACCGUCGGCAAUCAAGUCAAGGUGGCGACGACGCCCGAAGAUCGGUUUCGAUGGUUGUUCACGCAAGCGCAGACGUUGGUCGUGGUGGGAAGAUGUACCGAAGCGCUCGAAGUGUACCAGUCCGCCAUGGAUUUGUUUGCGGCCAACCUGCCUUUGACGUUCUGGCGGGGAUGGCAGGCACUGUAUCGCUUCGCCGAACUGAAAGCGUACACGGGGCAACCGCGGGAGCUAUGGGAGCCCAUGUUUGACGAAGCCGUCCCACGGCUGCAAACGCUGCUCGGCAAAGAUCACAACGUGGCGUUGAGUGCGCUACGGGAGGCAGGGUUCUGGUUGUGCCGAUCGGGGUGUACGGACCGAUACAGGAAGAUGCUGACCGAUUGCUUGGCGCUUGAAACGCGCAAGGCCGACGACAACGACGACAUGAUCAAGACGUUGCAUUACCUCGGCGAUUGCUGCUUGGCUCGAAACAAGUGCGCGGAAGCAGAGCAAUUGUACCACCAAGCGUACGAAGGGUACUGUCGUCUGUAUGGCCCGACGCACGUGCGAUGCCGAACGAUUCAGGGCAACUUUGCCGUGUGCUACAGCCGGCAAGGCCGCUACCAAGACGCGGCGCAGGCGUUGGCGCCGGUUCUGGACGAGAGCAUGCGCACCCUCGGCCCACACCAUCACGAAACCAUCAAUCAAAUGGGGAACGUCGGGAUUUUCCAUCGCUUGUCUGGAAAGUAUGUGGAAGCGGACGAGCUGCUGCGCCAGUGCAUUCAAAAGUCACGAGCGAUCAACAUCACGUCCAACCUGACGACGUGGCUGCGGCAUCGGGCGUUGGUCCAGUUUAGCCUUGGCCAUCCAAACGAAGCGAUCGCGUUAGCGCAGGAAGCGUACAACGCAGCGCGUCAUGGCCCUCUAUCGGACGUUUGCCUGGCGCUCCUGUCCAUCUAUUACAUCCACAUUGAACACGGCUGGCUGGACUCGCUCGAUCAAAUCGACGUCUUCCUGUGCCAACUGCAAGCGGCUGCCUUGACCCAUGAAACGUGGACAAACUUUACGUGUCGCAGGUGCACCGACGUCAUUGACGGAGACAUGACCGUGUGUAUGAUUUGCCCGCGACUGGUCGUCCGCUUUUGCCCGUCAUGUGCUGAUUCCAACGUCAACGCAGUUUGCGAUCAUGCCAAUGACGCUUGGCUCGUGUUGAAGCCCCCAUAUCGCUACUUGCUCGAACAAAAACUCAAGCUCCUGGCGACCCAACGACGCCAUGGAUGGCAAGCUUUGUAUACCGAGACGGGAGCUAUCUACACGGCCCAUUGCGACAGGUUUCGUGUGUCGGAUCGCGUUCAAUUGGAAUCGCUACACAAAUCCAAGCACGUCGGGCUUGCGUGGACGAUCGUAGCGAUGGCUGCUGCUGGCCUUGCGUGGCUAGCCCAACGCCACAAGUAG
Aphanomyces invadans is the source of this 2163-nucleotide messenger RNA. RefSeq lists its product as hypothetical. Lineage: Eukaryota; Oomycota; Saprolegniomycetes; Saprolegniales; Verrucalvaceae. The transcript is spliced from 3 exons. Bases 1 to 2163 code for a protein of 720 amino acids. Gene Ontology annotation, molecular function: protein binding. The record is from RefSeq and is a predicted model, not a curated record.